This is a messenger RNA of Lonchura striata (white-rumped munia), 4645 nucleotides long. The record is from RefSeq and is a predicted model, not a curated record. Lineage: Eukaryota; Metazoa; Chordata; Aves; Passeriformes; Estrildidae.
CGCGCUGAUUUAUAGCUGUUUGUUCACAUGUGUCCAGGAGGAGAUGAAGUACAUUGGAUCCUGCAUAGUUUGGCUUUGUAUGGCAGUCUUCCUCCUUCCUGUUUCUACUUCUGUGGCUGUCAGUGACCAGACAGGUGCUGUGUGUCCUUUAAUGAAAACAGCUGCCCAUCAUCUCAAACAAAUCAACAGAGACAGUCGUGGUGUAUCAGGGUUUGAUCUGGCAGAAAGCUUUUCUUUAAGGCAAACAUCUUGUGGUGGGGAAAAGAUUUGCUUUAAACUGGGAAGUGCACCUCUCAUUAGAGAUACAAGGCAAGUAUUUCCAAAUGGGCUUCCUGAAGAAUACUCUCUGGUUGCUACAUUCCGUGUACGGCGAAAUACCAAGAAAGAGCGUUGGUAUAUAUGGCAAGUUUUAAAUCAGUAUGACACACCUGAGAUCUCUGUCCUCCUGGAUGGUACAAAAAAGGUGGUGGAGUAUAUGACCAAAUCCUCUCAGGGAAAUAUACUGCACUACACUUUUAAGAGUCGAGAAAUUUAUCCGUUGUUUGAUCGGCAGUGGCAUAAGCUUGGUAUUAGCGUGCAGUCAGGGAUCAUUUCCCUCUAUUUGGAUUGUAAUUUAAUUGAGAGAAAGCAGACUGAUGAAAAAUUCACCAUUGACUUGCAGGGAAGGACACUGAUUGCUUCUCGUGCUGCAGAUGAUAAGCCUGUAGAUAUUGAACUUCACCACAUAGCAGUUUAUUGUAAUUCACAACUUGCAACAGAAGAUACAUGUUGUGAAAUAUCUGCAGACUUGUGCCCCCAUGAGGAGAGGUUACUAGCUACAACUUCGUCACCAGUGUCUGUUCAUGCCAGCAAAAUAUACACACUUCCAGGGAUGCAGCAAGAAUCUACACAGAGAUGCUACUGCAUUCCAAAUAAAGGAGAAGCAGGAUUGCCAGGAGUAGCUGGUUUGCCAGGCCACAAAGGAGAGAAAGGUGAAAAGGGUGAGAUGGGUGUGAAAGGACCAGACGGUGUUGCAGGUCUGCCUGGUGAAAAGGGUGAACGUGGCUUUCCAGGUAAUAAAGGUGAAGAAGGUGAAAAGGGUGAAAAAGGAGAUAAAGGAGAACCAGGACCAGAAGGCCUUCCUGGAACAGAGGGACUAAAAGGCGACCCUGGUAGUCCUGGUGCAGAUGGUCCAAAAGGAGAAAAGGGAGAUGCAGGACCUCCAGGACCAGCCACCUUAAGUGGUUUGCUGGAGGGUCCCCAAGGUCCACCUGGCAAAGAAGGUCAAAGGGGGAGACGAGGCAAACCAGGCCUUCCAGGAAAACCGGGGCCACCAGGACCUCCUGGCCCAUCUGGACUAAAAGGAAUCCUGGAUUCAUUGAACAAACAUUAUAAUGAGAGUGAUGCAAGACUACUAAGAGAACUUGGGACCCUUGGACUUAAAGGCCAGAAAGGAGACAUUGGUCAAAAAGGAGACUUGGGAAUGACUGGUGCAAAAGGAGAAAAGGGAGAGCCUUCUGUAAAAGGGGACAAAGGAGACCCAGGAGAGACUGGACUGGAGGGAUCAAAAGGAAAUAAGGGUGAAAUUGGAGAUCCUGGACCACCUGGUCUUAUUGGAAAUCCAGGAUCAAAGGGACUGCAAGGCCCUCCAGGACCUGUUGGACCCAGGGGACUGCCAGGAGAAGCUGGCUUACCAGGAGAUCCUGGGGUACCAGGAAACCCAGGAAUUAAAGGAGACAAGGGUGACCCUGGUGGAAUUAUGGGACCACCUGGACAUCCAGGUCCAAAAGGUGAUAUGGGGCCUCCUGGACCAAGUCUGCCUGGAACACCAGGUCCAACUGGUGUUCCUGGAAACCCAGGUCCAAGAGGGCCAAAGGGAGAAAGAGGCCUACCUGGUGUACAGGGAGCACCUGGGGAGAUGGGGCCCCCUGGAAUAGGCAUUCAAGGAUCACCAGGUCCUAUAGGUCCAACUGGAUCAGCAGGUGUGCAGGGCCCUAGGGGACCUCCAGGAUUGCCAGGAGCUCCAGGUACCCCUGGUAUUAAUGGCACUCCAGGAAGAGAUGGAAAGCCAGGACUACCAGGCCCUCCAGGUGAUCCUGUUGCACUUCCACUUGUGGGAGAUAUGGGUGCUAUACUGAAGGGUGAUCCUGGCACAAGAGGUCCUCCAGGCAUUCCUGGAAGAGAAGGACCAAAAGGAAGCAAAGGUGAACGUGGAUUUCCUGGGCUUGUGGGGGAAAAGGGUGAUGAGGGUCUUCAAGGUGCUCCUGGACUGCCAGGUAUAUCAGGACCCAGUGGCCCAUCCGGAGUUCCAGGAAGACCUGGACAUCCCGGUCCAGCUGGAGCAAAAGGAGAAAAGGGUAGUGAAGGUUCUCCUGGGAAACCUGGACCACCUGGGCCUCCGGGUAUGCCUUACAAUGAAAGAAAUGGAAUGAGCAGCUUAUAUAAACUGCAGGGGGGAGUGAGUGUCGCGAGUUAUCCAGGUCCACCAGGACCUCCGGGUCCAAAAGGAGAUCCUGGAACAGUGGGAGACCCAGGACCAAUGGGAUUACCAGGACUGGAAGGACUCCCAGGGGAAAAGGGUGACCGUGGACCAGCUGGAGCACCGGGAGUGUCAGGGACACCGGGAAAGCCCGGAUCUCCUGGGUCCCCAGGGUUGCCGGGAGAACCUGGUGAAAGAGGACCUAUAGGAGAUAUAGGCUUCCCUGGUCCAGAAGGGCCACAAGGAAAACCAGGAAUCAAUGGAAAAGAUGGAUUGCCAGGUCCUCCGGGUGCUGUGGGGAGACCAGGAGACAGAGGACCCAAAGGAGAACGUGGAGAUCAGGGUAUUCCAGGGGACAGAGGCCCACAGGGUGAACGAGGGAAACCUGGCCCAUCAGGAGAAAAGGGGGAUGUGGGUCCUGUUGGCCCUCCAGGAGACAGAGGCUAUCCAGGAUCACCAGGUCACCAAGGUCCCCCAGGUUCACCAGGACCCCCAGGAUUUUCAGUUGAUGCAAUUUCACUUGAAGAAAUAAAAAAAUAUAUCAAACAAGAGGUUCUUAAGGUGUUUGAAGAAAGGAUGGCUCAAUUUGUAUCCCAGAUGAAGCUGCCUGCUGCAAUGCUUGCCUCCCAAGCUCAUGGAAAACCAGGGCCCCCAGGAAAAGAUGGGUCACCAGGACCACCAGGAAAGGAUGGUUUGCCAGGGCCACCAGGAGAACGUGGAAUUCAAGGUUAUAGAGGACAGAAAGGGGAAAGAGGCGAGCCUGGAAUUGGACUGCCUGGUAAUCCUGGACCACCUGGCCCUGCAGCUGCUGGCCUGCCAGGCCCACCAGGAGCAUCAGGCUCGCCGGGACCGCAGGGGCCGCCCGGACCCAACGGGAGGUGCAAUCCGGCAGAUUGCUACUACCACGUGUCGCAGACUCGCUCACGCACCAGCAGGAAAUAAAAACCCUCUCCCCCAGACACUUGGGUUCACGGUCACUUUUCACUCUUUCCAAUAAGUUAAUUUAAUUUUUGAAAUAUUUGGUGCAUUUUUUUUUCUUCUCUCGACACUGCAUGGCGUAUAGAUAAUUUGUAAGGCACAAAAUUGAGCCUUUUUCUAGGUUAUUUGCAGUGUCUUAAUGAUGACAUGAUGUCAUAUAUUUUCCAGAGUGCAUUCCAUGUGUUGUUUCUCAUAUUUAUUUUGCUUAGGACAGAAAAUAGGCCCAAAUAAUUUUCAUAAACUUCUUUUAUCUUCAAACAAAAAAUAUUUUAUUAUAACUUAAGGCAUUAUAUAUGCCUCCAUAUGUAAGCUGGCUUUAUUUUUCUUGCUGGUGGUGAAUUUUAAAUGGAAAAAAUACAUUUCUGAAGUUACAAAGCGUACUCAUUUAUGGCAAACACAGGACCUGAGCUGGAGCACUGGGAACUCCGUUUAGACUAAACAUUGAUGUCCCUCAAGGAGGCUCCAGCACACCUUCCAAAAACAGUCUGCCGUGCUCCAGGAAUGCUGCCCACCACUUCACAGUCACAUCCAAGAUGGCAAAGAAGGAAACAAAGAUGCAUUUAUGGUCUCCUUAUCCCAUCCAACAAUGAGCUUCAACCUGACUGGAAAAUCAUCAGGUGCAGCUUCAGGAAGUGUCUCUCCUGACUGGAUUUUGUCCCAGCUGGGGGCUUGUAUGUUCCUUUAGUCGUGGUUACACCUACCCCAGAUGUUAACGGCAGGAGGCUGCUGACAGUGUUCUGGACUGAGAGCUGGCACACGUUCUAACCAUUAUGUGGACUGAGUAAGGGUACUAAGGCCUGGAAUCAAGCUACUCUGCAUUAAGUCUGCCUACAGCAAAGGUGACCCCUUUCUUUAGAGCAGAGUCUGGUGAGUACAUAGUCCAAGAAUGGAACUUUACAAAUCUCUAAUCUUGGUGAUGGCACUGUUUCCUCUUCCUCCUGCAAAAUUCACAUGCUGAAAUCAUCUUGAAAAGAACAUGGAAUCUGAAAAGUGCACAACUCACAGGUCCUAUUAACUGGUGACAGAAAAUGUAUUGAGUUCAAGAGAAAUUUGGAAAAAAGUACAAAACCCUUCUAGAAAGGUGUAGUACUGAGAGCAACAGCAUCCAGUUUUCAGGCAUUCAGUAAAGGCUGCUGGAACAGACAAUGUAAAUGAUGAACAAAACAGAACAAUGUGUAAGUCCUGUAGAGUUCAAAGGGUUAAGCAAAA